Bombus huntii is the source of this 5225-nucleotide messenger RNA. RefSeq lists its product as uncharacterized. Bases 4446 to 5057 code for a protein of 203 amino acids. The transcript is spliced from 5 exons. NCBI's taxonomy places the organism in Eukaryota, Metazoa, Arthropoda, Insecta, Hymenoptera, Apidae. The record is from RefSeq and is a predicted model, not a curated record.
CGAAGCCUGAGGGAUUGUUCACCAUCGGAUUGACGGCUGGCCAGGCAUGGGAGCUGCCCUCGAAGAGCACGCUGUCGAACACGUUCGGGGAUUACCAUCGUCGAAGCAGAAGGCAACUGUACCGUAAGAUGGAGCUUCUUUUGGGAAGGUUACCAGCGAGCUACGACAACACUGAUUCAAUGACCGAGUACGAGAGAGCUUACUUCCUAAAAGAGAAUUGCAACGAAGCGCAGCGGAGAUGUCCGGAUGUGUUCUAAGAGAGAACGAAAUCCUUCUUCUUAAUUUACCAAAUAACCAUGCCGAGGCUAUGGUGUCCAAAGAGGUUGCUCGAAGACACUCGAGUUACAUUUAAUUACGUACACCGCCCAAUGGCCGUACCUUGUGCACUGGCUAUUAGAUUAACGUCGAGAGCUUGCAAGUGAAACUAAUCACAGUGUCAUUAUAAUAUUUUCAUCUGUUUAUAAGUAAUGCGAAUAUAUGGAAAUUAUGCAUCGACAAUAGUGUUUGUUAGAAAUCUAAUGAAACUUUGCGUCGUUGAUCAAAUACAAAUUCUGUCACGAAGAUAUGGGGUAUACGUUGCACCGUUCUUGUGUCACAAGCCUUUUUGAAAUAAUAUUCUUGUUUACAAUCGUUUACACUUUCAAGGCUUGUAAAAUAUUGCUUUAUGAAACGAGAAAUCAGGUUUUACUCCAACGACUAUGCUCUGCAGAAUGACCAGUCAAUUUGACUGUUACUGAUAUAAGUAGCCAUGAUACAAAAUCACUUUCAUUCUAAAUGAAUAAAACAAAAUAAAAUUUUUUUAUUUUAAUAUCUUUAGCUAUCCCUGCAAAAGUUAUUACAUCAUUGCGGAGAAAAAAUAUAACAUGAAGUAGGAAUUUUAAAAUAAAGUUGUCAAAUCAGUCAUUUUGACUGGCGUGGUAGUUCUAGCGUUAAGACUUAAACGAUGAAAUAGCCGAUAAUUUGUUCUCUUUAUUAUGUUAUAUAAUUUAUUAUAUAAUUUAAUUAUAGUAUUUAUUAUUACAUUAUAUUAUAUAAUUAAAAUAAUAGAAUUUCGUGAAAGCUAAACACAUGAUUAUUAACACAUACGAUAUAUUAAUAUUACGAUGAGUAUUUUUACAAUUUUGAAGUCAAUGAAAAAAUACGGAUAUGUGUAUAUAAAAUAUUUCCAAAUAUUUUCAAAAACCAAAUAAAAGUAUAAAUUUUUUACAUGUUUAUCAUCGAAUGACUGUACUGAAUCUUAAAAUUAUUGCUUUAUAAAAAAAAAUAGGAAUUAUAAUUUAAUUUCUCUCUCUAUGGUCUUCGUUUGGUGAAAACGGAUACUUACAUCUAACUACAAUAAAGCUACUCAAGUUCUUUUCGAACAUCGAACCACAAAACGCCGAUAAUUAAUACGGUAAGUCGCCGAAGACGAUGCGAGUCGUGGGUAUUCAUUGAGUAAACGGUUAUCGGCGGAUUCAUUAGUCCUACGACAACACCGCGCGUAAGCUGGAAUAAUACCGUGCCGUGUGCUCGAGCGCGUAUCCUUCCGGGGAUUGAGGGCUGGUGCAUGGUUUCGGUAUUUUGCUUACAUGUACGCGUAUCUCGCGUUCGACCUCAAGCGCUGUGUGUUUGCACGCGCACACAUUCGCCGUAACGCAAUUCUCAUCCUUUGAGAACGGUAACCGAGGCUUACGUUCCCAUCACGCAUCAUUAACCCUUUUACUGCUAUGGCUCACAAUAUGAUACAUUAUACAUGCGAAAAAUGCCAAAAUGCAAAAGUUUAAAGUUGAUUUAUUAAAAGAAACCGAUUUUCACAGAUCUUGUCGGUACAUCGUUGUUUAGCGAUCUCGCAAAACGACCAACAAGAUCCACAGAAAUUUGAUUAAUUGCGCGUGUGCUUUUAAUGGUGUUAAAUAACCAGUUGAUUAAUAUGUAUGUUUAACCCACUGUACGUACGUAUGUGUGUAUCACACCCAAAGCAUACCAAUUUUUGUAUUAGGUUGUCCGGAAAGUGUCUUUCUUUUAGACACGUGUUUUACAACAACGCAUCUUUAUACAAACAUGAAACCUAAUCUGUCAAACGUUGUGAUCUUUAGUUUGAUAGAACAAAAUGGAUCAUACGUAAUUCGAUAAAAUAAUAUAAAACGGAAGAUGUUGUGUAUCCAUUAUUUCCUUAUAAAACGAAAGAAACUUUUCGGACGACCUAAUACAUUAAAUUAAAUAAAAUGUUUCUGUGUAUACAUAUUUGAAUAGCAGGUUUCACUGAAAUUUCGAUUCAGAUAGUUCACAAUUGGGACGAAAGAUUUUUAAGUCUUUGUCAUUUAACGUUCGAAGUGAACAAAUUUAAGAAUGAUCGUUAACGAAGCUCUUAAAUCAGUAAAAGACGACUACGGUGUAUAAAACAAUGCUGGAACAUUUUCAUUGGAAAUUUAUGAACUACCAUCGAAGAAAAACUAGCGAGUGUUUCGGCUUACAGGCCUUCUCGUGAGAUCAAAGGAUCAGCUAGAAUCUGUGGCCAUAAAUUGGACGCGUAUCCAUAGCUAUUAUCUUAGAAAAACAAUAGUAUCCGGUUUCACCCAGCCACUCGAUUGCUAUGCCUAUCUUCCUCAUGUCAUUUUUCCAUCGAACCCUUGAUCGAUUUUACUGUAUUUUCCCUAAAGUGCGUUCCAUUACUGUAGAAAUUUGUCCGCCGAAAUAGCUAAAGUAUACUUUACGUAUAGUUUAAGCGAAUCAAACGUUCGCAGUAUCAUAAGGCAGUUUUCCAUCCAUAGCCAGCUGCCGCGUUUUCCAGUUCACCGCGGAAGAAUUUCAAAUUGACAUUCUCGACUGUUGCGAAGAAUUCCCUAAGGGGUAGGUGGAUCUCCACCCCCAUAGCCCGUGUCGUGCUAGAUCAGGCUAUUCCGAAAUUUCGCAAAUCUCCGAAAAUAUAUUCAACGACGACGUUUUCGCGUUACCCAAUCUCCAAGAUACCCUGAUCACUUCCCAUGGUUUCCGUUUAUGAGGUAAUUUCACUUUCAGGCCCUCUCGUCUCUAUUCCCCCUUUCUCUUUUUUCCUCCCACCGGAGAGUUCCACGACGAGUGAUUUAUCCGACGUCCGAGACGAUCUGAUUUUCCCGCCUUCUGUCUAUCCAGUGACCCCUAAUUAGACGAGUCGCUGCAUUUUAAACGAGCAAGGGGAAUCUCCGAAAUUACAGCCAACCAAUAUUUCCGCGAAUAAAUGAAUGGCCGAUGCCCAAACGGGUCAACGUCUUUUAUGCGAGAGGUUGUAAUUAUGAACGAACGUUCCGCUCCUGUAAAUUACUUGACUAUAUUGGAUGCAUGAGCCAGCUAUAUUGUUUCCAUUGUUGAUUAUGCCUGGAUAAUCUUGUUAUUAUAACAAUAACAUGGUAACCACGGUUGUUAUACAAUUCAGUACAUCCUCUCGGUGUUUGAAUAAGUAAUAAUUAAUAUUAAUAAUACUCGGUAAUGUUAUAUACGUUCUAUUAUUAUAAAUUAUAGGAACAAAGAAGAAGGAAGAUACUGUAAGAAAGUGUGAAGCUUUCCAAGUAUUCUGAAGGGUCGUUCGUUUCCUCUUACACACUGUGUGAAGAGAAAGCGACAAAUACUUGAGGGUGCCAUAAAUUAGGUACUCCUCGGCUCUGCGUCGCGUCGUGGACCGAGGAGAUCGACUGUUUUGCGGCUACGAACAGGACUUGUUCGGAUGUUUUACGUUAAUCGCACACAUCUUAGGUAACAGAGUUCCUUAUUAUGAAAUGUAUAUAUCGUCUACGAAAUAUACGAAUCUCCUAAAAGAGUACUUCGUAAUAUUUUACAUUUAACCCCCGUUUCCAAUUAUUUUCGAUCUAAUUGUAAUUUUAUAGCGCUGAAAAAUAUCUCAAGUUUGAAUGAAAUAGGAAAAAGUCUCUCAUUUUAAUUCUAUGUUAUAAACGUUUUCUUAAAAUAUAAGAAGUUUCUUUUGUUUGCUGAAAUGAGAAUAAGAUUGAAAUCUAUGAAUCUAUAAUUUUAACACAGUUAUAAUUAUAAUUAGCUUUACGAUAUAUACGAAGAUGGUGAUGUUGAUUUUAUAUUUUGCUGAUAUUCAUCCCGAAGCGAAAGGAAAGGAGUAAAAGGAGUCGACGAAUUAUUUUUACGCAACUUCAAAAUCUUGUUAUUCGCUACAUUGAAAUGAACCGAUCUAUACGACGAUCGAGAAGCUGGAAAAAAUUCACGGCAAAGACAAACCGGAAUCGCGUAACAAGAGACAACGAACCAAAUCUGCUAACUGGAACUUCAAACAAAUGUAGUCAGCGCGAGGCGUAUUCGCAGCGUGGCGAAGCAAUAGUCGGGCGACGCGUACGCAGGUCGACGUAACCGUGAAGGAUGUUGCUGGGUUUUCUGAGAAACUUGCUCUUCCUGUUCCUCCUGGGAGAGGUCUGAGAGCUCGUCCACCACCGUGAAACGCUGAUUUCAGCCCGUGAUUCGAAGAAAUGAGGGCCCCGUGGCUGGUGCUGAUUCUCGCUAGGAUCCUCGAGCUGGUCCUCGGGGACCACGUGUGUCACCGUAAUCACACUGACAUCAGCAUCCCCGAUCAAAGAUCAUCGGAGAUUCUGUCCAGACGAAGGCGACUCACUUUUCCAAUGGGCAGCACAUUUGUGCUGACGUUGUCCAUAUUGCAACCGAUUCAAAUUAAACUACCCAGCAACUGGAAUCUCGAUUUCGAGUUCGAUGUAAUUUGGCCGAUACCGCAGCAAGAGAAUUUCCGGAAAAAAUAUCACAAGAAGAGGCCGUGGAUGGUGAAACGACGUCAUCGUCGCGAAUUGUACGCUACGUUUGAGACAGCGUUGAACAGUCGGAACCUACCAGGAAAACAGUGCAUUCUCAGGACGAUCUGCGAGGCAAAAACGCUGUUGAGUCCACGAGGAGUGUCAUUUGUGGAAGACGUUAUUCGAUUGAUAUUAAGCAACGCUGAACGUGUGAAGGAAGUGGAUUCCUACGACGUUGCUUACAGAACAAAGAUGCCAUGUGAUGUUAUUUAUCCUUGUCCAUUUUCUCUCUUGAAGCUGUUACUCUUUAACUUGUACUCCGACGAUCUAGGUUAAUAAUAAACUUUUUUUACUCGACAAAUUUUCCUAAAUUAAAGACACCUUCCAAAUCCAACGAUUCAUCAGGUUUCAGCUGAAAACCAACGCACGAUACCAUUUUGCUCGCGUCUCAAUACGAAUAUAUUAAAUUUAACUCAAUCGCAAGAAGUUCGAAUUAUCGUUCUU